UGAACCAAUUAGGGUCAACGUGCGCAGAACACGCAAAAACUCGUCGUGCAUUAAGUAUGAUCUUUCGUGAAACGAAUAAUUGAAUUGGUGACCGCACAUGCGCUUACAUUCAAAUUUUUAUCUUUAAAACAAAACUGUUCUUAUCUUUUACGGAAGGAUAUAAAUUAUACCGCAAAUAUGAAUCAGCAAGAAGUAUCCUUACAAAAUAAUUCACUGCAUUCAUAAUCUAUUUGAUUUAGUGUCAUCCACGCAGUCUAAAUAAUACAGUUUUGUUCAUGUUUUAGUAAGGAAUUGUAGAUGAAAAUAAGCAAAUAAAGUUUAUAUGUCAGGCUUCAAAAUAAAAACGUUAUCUUAUGAUGAUACUUCGAAUAUUCCGCCGUUAGGUGCUGCCAUCUUGUGCUGAUUUAGUUCUUUCAAAGUAUCUGCAGUAAUUACGCUGAUACGCUUACUGAAAAAUAAUUUUAUCUAAUAUAUUAUUUAACUGCUAUCAUGAUGUCUAAAUUUUCUCAGUACUUCAUAUUAUCGAUCUAUUUUUAGUUGUAAUACACCCUUGUGUAGUUACUGAUAAAAGUCAGAAAAAUUAAUAAAAACAGGGUACACAGGACACUGUCUGAACAAAAAUAUGAGCACAAAAUUCUUGUUUAUUGAAUCAAUGGAAAUUUGGAGUACUAUACCUCAAUAUCAUACGUUAUUGGAGACAUUCUUGGUUCUUUGGGUGAUAUGGUUUAUCGCUAAGAAAUAUUACGGUAAUGCUAGAAGAAUACCAACAGAAGAUGAAAUUAAAAAGAAACUUCUAGAAUGGCAGCCUGAACCUUUGAUAACUAGUUCACAGCCAAAUCAUUCAUCAUUAAGUCCAAGAUGCGUAACAUCCAGAGCUGGUAAAAGCAUAGUAGUUAAUGGGAAAGAAUGUUUAAAUCUUGGUACACAUAAUUACUUAGGUCUGAUAGAAAGUAAUGAAAUAGAAACAAAAGCAAUAGCAGCAGUAAGAAAGUAUGGAGUAGGCUCUUGUGGACCACGAGGAUUUUAUGGUACUGUUGAUGUUCAUUUGGAAUUAGAAGAACAUUUGGCUGAUUACACAGAUACAGAAGAAGCUGUAGUAUAUUCAUAUGGAUUUAGUACAAUUGCAUCUGCAGUUGCAGCAUAUUGUAAACGUAGAGAUCUUGUAUUUGUAGAUGAAAAAGUAAAUUUUGCUAUACAAAAAGGAUUAGAUGCAACUAAAGCUAAUAUCAUCUAUUUCAAGCAUAAUGAUGUUAAUGAUCUCUCUAGUUUACUAAUGAAACAGGCAAAACUUGAUGAACAAAAUCCGAAGAAAGCAGCUAAACUUAAACGUUUUCUAAUAGUUGAGGGUAUUUAUAUGAAUACUGGAAAUAUCUGUCCAUUACCACAGUUAGUUGCACUUUGUAAGAAAUAUAAGUUAAGAAUAUUUAUCGAUGAAUCGAUAUCAUUUGGAACUCUUGGUAAACAUGGAAAAGGUGUUACUGAGCACUUUGGUGUCCCUAGACAUGAAAUCGAUAUGAUUAUAGGAUCUCUAGAUUGGGCAAUAGGAUCUAUUGGUGGUUUUUGUGUGGGCACAUCAUUUAUUAUUGAACACCAGCGGUUAUCUGGACUUGGAUACUGUUUUUCUGCAUCUCUGCCACCUCUUCUAACAGCUGCUGCUAUUACGUCUUUAGAAAUCAUGAAAAAUAAUCCACAGAUAUUUAAGUCAUUAAAAGACAAUUGUAUAGCCAUACAUGAUGGACUUCAAAAUGUCAAUUCCUUAGAAUGCUUAAGUUUUCCAGAGUCUCCAGUAAAGCAUGUAUACUUGAAAGAAAAACUGGAUCGUAGCACAGAAGAAAAAUUACUUUCCAAAAUUUCAGAUAAAUGUAUCGAAAAUAAUGUAGCGAUUAUACCUCCUGCAUAUUUAGAAGCAGAAAAAAAUUUACCUAGGCCUAGUCUCAGACUUUGUGUCUCCACUCUCCUUAACAAAAGUGAUAUUGAUUUUGCCUUGAAUGUAUUAAAAAAAUGCACCGACGAAGUUUUAUCAAUAUAAAUCAAAAGACAAUCAAAAACUUUUUAAAGUAGUAUAUUUUACAUGAAUAUUAUUUCUUAUCAUUUCCAUGAAUUUAUACACUCAUUGCAGUUGUAGGAA
Messenger RNA from Megachile rotundata (alfalfa leafcutting bee), 2128 nucleotides. It is a transcript of the gene Spt-I, whose product is annotated as serine palmitoyltransferase subunit I. Gene Ontology annotation, biological process: sphingosine biosynthetic process; ceramide biosynthetic process. Gene Ontology annotation, cellular component: endoplasmic reticulum. Gene Ontology annotation, molecular function: pyridoxal phosphate binding; serine C-palmitoyltransferase activity. The record is from RefSeq and is a predicted model, not a curated record. Lineage: Eukaryota; Metazoa; Arthropoda; Insecta; Hymenoptera; Megachilidae.